Molecule: messenger RNA, 1242 nt
Organism: Eurytemora carolleeae
Lineage: Eukaryota; Metazoa; Arthropoda; Copepoda; Calanoida; Temoridae
Gene: Rpn10
Product: 26S proteasome non-ATPase regulatory subunit 4
Exons: 10
Coding region: 22-1137 (371 amino acids)
Biological process (GO): proteasome-mediated ubiquitin-dependent protein catabolic process
Cellular component (GO): nucleus; proteasome regulatory particle, base subcomplex; cytosol
Molecular function (GO): polyubiquitin modification-dependent protein binding
Source: RefSeq, a predicted model, not a curated record
GUAGAUAAUAUUUAAGAUAACAUGUUACAGAUAUUUAAAAUGGUUCUUGAGAGCACUAUUAUCUGUGUGGAUAAUUCCGAGUUCAUGAGGAAUGGAGAUUAUCUACCCACUAGGCUCCAGGCACAGCAGGAUGCUGUAAACCUAAUAGCUCACAGUAAGACCAGAUCUAACCCUGAAUCUAAUGUUGCUCUGAUGACAAUGUCUGAUCUAUCUGUUCUGGUAACUCUUACCAAUGAUACUGGAAAACUUCUCGCUAAACUCCACCAGGUAAGUCCUGAAGGACCGAUGAAGUUUAUCUCCGGAAUCAAGAUUGCACAUCUGUGUCUCAAACAUAGGCAGGGUAAGAACCACAAGACCAGGAUUGUCGCCUUCGUGGGUUCCCCCAUAGACGUAGACGAGAAGGAGUUGAUCAAGCUUGCCAAGAAACUUAAGAAGGAGAAGGUGAAUAUUGACAUCAUCAAUAUUGGCGAGGAGGAGGUGAAUACAGCUCUUCUCAACAAGUUUAUCGAAACAAUUAACGGAAAGGAGGGAACGUCCAGCCACCUGGUGACUGUCCCCCCCGGCCCUCAUCUAUCCGAUGCUCUCGUCAGCUCGCCGAUCGUCCAGGGUGAAGAUGGUAGCGGCAGUGUGGCCGCCGGUGGAUCUUAUGAGUUUGGAGUCGAUCCUAAUGACGAUCCUGAGCUUGCCUUAGCUCUCAGGGUUUCGAUGGAAGAGCAACGAGCUCGUCAACAGGCUGAGACUGGAACACCGGCUAAACCAGAGGAUGGAGAGGGUGGUGCCCCUGCUGUAGGUGGAGGAGAAGAGGAUACUAGUGAGGAAGCUAUGCUGCAGAGAGCGCUAGCUAUGUCAAUGGACGAGGGCGGAGCACCCGACCUCGCUGCUAUGACGGAAGAGGAGCAGAUUGCCUACGCAAUGCGUAUGUCGAUGGCUGAGGGGCAGGAGGAUGCCUCACAGGGAGGAGAGGGUAUGGAGGUAGAUGAUAAAGAGGAUUACAGUGAGGUUAUGAAUGAUCCUGCCUUCCUCCAGAGUGUUCUCCAGAACCUUCCUGGAGUAGAUCCUCAGAGCGAAGCGGUUAAAAACGCAAUGGGGGCAAUCAAGGAUGAGAAGAAGGAGAAGGAUAAGAAGGAUGAAAAAUAGAAAUAAUUCUUGUAACUCAAGAACAUGUCCUUUGUGUCUAUUUAUAAUUUUGUUUACUUUUAUCCCAGAAUCUAGAGUAAAAUAAUAAAACUUCGUGAAAUUAAA